AUGAAGGACCAGUAUAAAAGGCAGCCCAAUUCCCAGCUCCCCCAUCCACUUCUCUCACCUCAUUCUCCUUUGGAACUAGACAUGUCCUGCUACUCCCAGUGUGUGCCAUGCCGGCCAUGCGGCCCAACUCCUCUAGCCAGCAGCUGCAAUGAGCCCUGUGUCAGGCAGUGCCAGAACUCCAACGUUGUCAUCGAGCCCUCUCCCGUGGUGGUGACCCUGCCUGGACCCAUCCUCAGCUCCUUCCCGCAGAACACUGUUGUGGGAUCCUCCACCUCUGCUGCUGUUGGCAGCAUCCUCAGCUCUGAGGGUGUGCCUAUCACCUCGGGGGGCUUUGACCUCUCUGAUUUUGGAAGCCGCUAUUGUGGCAGAAGGUGCUACCCCUGCUAAAGAUGCUGACCAUGGUUCUGGGGAAGUUCUUCCAAAAACUACCAGACAGAGGUGGAACCUUCAGGACACUGAUUUCAGAAUACCUGACCAUCCUCAACUAUUCUAGAAAAUGCUGACAGGAAGAAGGAUGACUGCCCUUUCUGAAAGCCUGGCUCAUGUCUCUUCUUCCAUUCCACCACCUACCUCUUUCCAUUUUCUUUU
Messenger RNA from Phasianus colchicus (ring-necked pheasant), 588 nucleotides. Its product is annotated as feather keratin Cos1-1/Cos1-3/Cos2-1-like. NCBI's taxonomy places the organism in Eukaryota, Metazoa, Chordata, Aves, Galliformes, Phasianidae. Gene Ontology annotation, molecular function: structural constituent of cytoskeleton. Gene Ontology annotation, cellular component: intermediate filament. The record is from RefSeq and is a predicted model, not a curated record.